UCAGACUAGUGUGUGGUCGGAAUUAUUUGAGAGUUACACAGGAACUUCAAUUGAAUGCCGAAAAGCUUCAUCCAGGGAAUUGUUGAUAGAGGAAUAUUCUGUCUUUUCCCCCCCCAUACUUGACGGCUUUUACUUUUUUUUGCAUUUAUUCACCGCGUGUGUCCGAGCAACACAAAAGCCACAAUGCUGAUUAAAGUUAAGACUCUGACUGGAAAAGAAAUAGAAAUCGACAUCGAGCCAACAGACAAGGUGGAGAGAAUAAAAGAGAGAGUGGAGGAAAAGGAGGGAAUUCCACCCCAGCAACAGCGACUCAUCUACAGUGGAAAACAGAUGAACGAUGAGAAAACAGCAGCAGAUUAUAAAAUCCAAGGUGGCUCUGUAUUGCAUCUGGUCCUUGCGCUAAGAGGAGGGCGAAUGCACCAACACCCUAACAACCUCCUGCAGGCCUUAUAAACACCUGCCCUGCCUUCAGCAGCACACGUGACCUGGCAGCCUCAACACACACGCCACACUCCCCUGAAACCAUCACCUGACCCAAGCUCCACAGUGGCGACUCUGCUGGCUAUUGUGUAACAAAGUCCCUAUGCUCCGUAGCAAACUACAGCAUCUUCCUGUCCUCAUCCCUCUCCCCCUAAUUUAUCCUUCUUAGAGAACUGUCACGCUUGGUUCGUUCAGUUUACAGAGUGAUGCAGAAAAAUAAAUCAUUGUUAAAAUCAAACUGAUGCAAUAGGAUUGUCAGUCAAUAAAAUACAGUAUUGACAUUUUUUCCCCCUUGA
Molecule: messenger RNA, 776 nt
Organism: Hemibagrus wyckioides
Lineage: Eukaryota; Metazoa; Chordata; Actinopteri; Siluriformes; Bagridae
Gene: nedd8
Product: NEDD8 ubiquitin like modifier
Exons: 4
Coding region: 184-453 (89 amino acids)
Biological process (GO): regulation of proteolysis; modification-dependent protein catabolic process; protein neddylation
Cellular component (GO): nucleus; cytoplasm
Molecular function (GO): protein tag activity; ubiquitin protein ligase binding
Source: RefSeq, a predicted model, not a curated record